This is a messenger RNA of Penicillium maclennaniae, 1134 nucleotides long. RefSeq lists its product as uncharacterized. The record is from RefSeq and is a predicted model, not a curated record. Lineage: Eukaryota; Fungi; Ascomycota; Eurotiomycetes; Eurotiales; Aspergillaceae. Bases 1 to 1134 code for a protein of 377 amino acids. The transcript has 2 exons.
AUGUCUGGGGCAAGUGUCGCGGAUACACUGCGUUUUCUGUCGCAGGAUGCAAAAGUUCCUCUGGCAAUUGCGCUAGGGAAGGUCGUGGAUUUGCAGAAGGCUAACAUGACAAGUGCAGAUCAAAUCGCCAAAGCAGAUAUUCAAGUUGUUCAAGGGGUUUUCAAGGAUGAAAAGCUUGCCAAACAAGUGCUGAAUGCUGCUAAACGGGUCUCAAAGAAGCGCGGAGCCCCAAGCGACGUUGCAACGGCAUCACCUCAAAAAAAGAAAAAGGAAAUGAACAUAACAAAAGACUCAACCCCUUUUGAGAUUGAAUCUUCCCUGAGUCUGCCCACAUCAGCUGCGAGCGAUAGCGAGCUCUGCAACAUGACUGUUGUGACGAAUCGUGCUCCCCUGGUCCUCGCUUUUGCAGUAUGUGUCUUGAAGUACACCAUGCCUGAGCAGCCAAUAUCGAGUAGAUGGAGUCUUGCUCAGGCAUUAGUCAGUGCCAACAGUCGAACCAAAGCUGUCAGCCUGGGUAUUGAAAGUGGCAAGUCAGCAGAACAAGAGGGAUGGGGAGAGGGCCACUCAACAGUCAAAGUUCUCGGAAGAGAAAUUCGAGUUUUGAAACGAUGGGACUAUAAUCCACGUGAAGGAAGACCAGAUAACGCAUCUGCAUCAGAAGAAUCCAAUGCCAAUGCGGAACCGGUCGAAGAGUUUUUAGGAAAUGGUGAUGUUGAUGACGCGGACAAGAUGCCACCUCUAUGGAGUAUUGACUUGGAGGCCACUCGAAAAUCUCAAGCUACCGCCGUUGGCUCGGAACCAAAGCCCGCUAGUUCCUUGCCCAUCUAUACAGCACCAUCUGCGCGGUCCUACCUCCUUCGGUCAAUUGGCAAAUUACAGGAAGGGAAGCCUUCAAAGUCAAAGUCUGCUGCUGCAACAUUACAAGAAAAAGAAGACUGUGUUGGUCAUCUCGUGCGAGCUAUUGACUCGGUUUGCAGCUCGUGGAGCACCACACUAGAUAGCAGUGAAUUGGACAGGCGCGCUUGGGCUUGGUAUCUUCGUGUUCGACCAGAUGUUCAAGGUGGUGCCCAAGGAUGGGGUGAGAAAGGGCAAGUGCAGCUAGCUGAUAUUCUUGCUCUUCGAAAACGUCCUUGA